AAGAUGGGUUCUAAGUCUCCAAGCAUUGCUGCACUUGUGUUACCACUACUGCUUCUUGUACUUAUCACUCUUUGCUCUCAAGUUGAAGUCGUGGAAUCUACUGGCCGCAAACUUGCGUGGGUGUUUUCUGGAACGCCUAUUGUGUACACACCACCAUCAAGGUCAUGUGGAACUUCUCCAGCAGUAUUCACUUCAAGGUGGAGAAGACCCCGACGACCAUGUAGACUUCCUCCAGGAGGUGUUAUUAUCACUGGUGACAAAUCUCCUUAACUACGUGAUUUUGUGUCUCUAUGUCAGAACUUUGAUGUUCUAUGCAAUAAUAAAGUGUCGUCUGUGGUUUUCUGAUUUGGUUUCUUGUCUCAAGUGUACUAAGUAGACUACUUUGUCACGUAUGAUGAGUCAAUAAACUUAAUGAACUAAUACUUAUGGAUAAGUUAAGUCCAUGA
Capsella rubella is the source of this 446-nucleotide messenger RNA. RefSeq lists its product as uncharacterized. The record is from RefSeq and is a predicted model, not a curated record. The transcript has 2 exons. The coding region runs from base 4 to 270 and encodes 88 amino acids. Lineage: Eukaryota; Viridiplantae; Streptophyta; Magnoliopsida; Brassicales; Brassicaceae.